Tinamus guttatus (white-throated tinamou) is the source of this 902-nucleotide messenger RNA. The record is from RefSeq and is a predicted model, not a curated record. NCBI's taxonomy places the organism in Eukaryota, Metazoa, Chordata, Aves, Tinamiformes, Tinamidae.
GGCUUCUCUUGGGAAAAAUGGGCGAGCGGGGAGCUCCGCUGGUGAACGUGUGCCAGUGCCUCAACGAAGCCGUCAUGAAGAUCGUGUCCAUGGCAGUCUGGUACUUUCCUUUUGGCAUCGUGUUUCUCAUAGCUGGGAAGAUCUUGGAUAUGGAAGAUCCAUCUGUCACAGGAAAGAAGCUGGGCCUGUAUGCCAUUACCGUCGUGUCCGGCCUGGCCUUCCAUGGACUUAUUCUCCUACCUUUGCUUUUCACCCUCAUCACCAAGAAAAAUCCCUUUGCUUUCAUUCGGGGGAUACUGCAAGCCUUGCUGAUUGCCUUAGCUACAUCUUCCAGCUCAGCAACCUUGCCCAUCACUCUGAAGUGUCUUCUGGAAAACAACGGCAUAGACAGACGAGUGGCACGAUUCGUCCUCCCCGUCGGCGCGACCAUCAACAUGGACGGCACUGCGCUCUACGAAGCCGUCGCUGCUAUUUUUAUUGCUCAGGUUAAUGAAUAUGAUUUGGAUUUGGGACAAAUUAUAACCAUAAGCAUCACAGCGACCGCAGCCAGCAUCGGUGCCGCCGGGAUCCCCCAGUCAGGGCUCGUGACGAUGGUCAUCGUGCUCACGUCUGUGGGGCUGCCGACCGAGGACAUCACACUCAUCGUCGCUGUAGACUGGGCUCUGGACCGAUUUCGAACCAUGACCAAUGUCCUUGGUGAUGCACUGGCUGCUGGCAUCAUAGCACACGUCUGUGAGAAAGACUUUGCCCCCAAACCUGCAAAACAAGACCCAGCAAGCAACGCAGACAAGUUUCCUUCUGUGGAGAUCUCACUUCUGCAGCCCAAAGACAACGUGAUUGAGAUGAUUGAAGAAACCUUGGCUGAACAGACAGGAAUUCACUACAACAUCUGCCAGGUGUAG